GAGACGUCUAGACCCAGGUUUGGGAUUUGCUUGCCCUGUGACGUAAAUAAUUAAUUUACUCGUAGUGAACUUGAUACGGGAAGCGUGGUCCUCGACUUAGCAAGGUACAAGGGCGUGUGUGUGUGUGUGUGUGUGUGCGUGUGUGUAUUUGCUUUUCCACAGUCCUAGGCUGCCCGUAUUGCUUUCCGCACGUGCACAGUGAGCAUGGCAACGUUUGGUCAUCGAUUGACAGUGGCUGGCAUGCCCGCUGUAUGCAUGCUGAGGUCAGUGAGAUCGCUAGUGUCCGGUACGCAAUCUUGUCAGAACUCAAUACGUCAUGCCAUGGGACGCACACGCUCCACAACAGGCGGUCAGACUAACCCAAGGAGCUGUGUAACAACCUUGGCAACUUCUCGGCGUCAUCUGUGCUCUACUGGGGGUGUCAAUGCAGCUGCUAAUCCGGAUACCGAGAAGCGGUUACAGGAACUGCGGGCAGCACACAUGGCACGUGGACUGCCGAAGCAAGAUGCUAUUGAUGGUGUCCGGCAUGUGGUGCUGGUUGCGUCCGGCAAAGGGGGAGUCGGCAAAUCCACCACUGCAGUGAAUCUAGCUGUCGCUCUUUCCCGGUCCGAAAAGUCCUUGUCGGUAGGGCUGCUAGACGCAGAUGUGUAUGGACCGUCGAUACCACGUCUGAUGUCCCUGAGCGGCAACCCGGAACUUGACAACAAUAAUCACAUGAUUCCACUGGUGAACUAUGGGAUAAAAUGCAUGUCAAUGGGCUUCCUCGUGGAGGAGAGUGCGGCUGUUGUCUGGAGAGGGCUGAUGGUGAUGCAGGGAAUACAGCGGCUGGUGCGUCAAGUUGCCUGGUCGCCGCUAGACGUGCUAGUGGUGGACAUGCCGCCGGGAACUGGUGAUGCACAGCUGUCCAUAUCACAGAUGCUGCCCAUAUCCGGAGUCGUGCUGGUUACAACGCCACAGGACAUAGCCCUACUUGACGUUCGGCGAGCGAAUACAAUGUUCACGAAGGUCAACGCUCCUGUGGUCGGCAUAGUGCAAAACAUGAGCGCCUUCAUCUGCCCAAAGUGCUCGCAUCGGUCGCACAUAUUUGGCGAGGCCGGCGCUGAGAGACUGGCCAAGGAAGAAGGAAUUGCGCUGAUUGGCGAUGUUCCUCUUCACAUGGAGAUUCGACAGAUGUCAGAUGAUGGCACACCUAUUGUUGUGACCAAGCCGGACUCGCCUCAGGCCAAGGCAUACUUUAACAUAGCUGAGACGGUGGCCAGACACCUGGCUGCGGUACAGGAGCCGUAGCUAACCACCUGCGUGAGCUCCAAGACACAUGCAGCAGAGUCGAAUAAUCAGCAGGACGCCCAGCACAGGGCCGGGGACGCUAGAGGCAAGCUAUUCAUGCACCAGGUGCGAGCCUGAAGGAGAUGUGAGCCUGAAAUCUGACCCAAGGACGGCACCGCACAUUCAGCAAGACAGGCGUACAACGCAUCACAGCUCAAUCGCAAGCAAGCUGCUGCCAAAGUCCUACUGACCAACUGCAGCAUCAAACACAGUGCUGCUCGUGCUGAUACCGCCAGGCCUGGCUUGGAUUGGGCGUUACUGCUUCCUGCGAGCACACAGUGUUGUUAUGCCGGCAAGGCACCUCACUACAGAUAUCCAUACUGACUGUGCUCAUGCAGAGCAGGAUACCACUGACUGCACUUUGCAGCAAGUUGGCUCAGCCAGCGGACAAUUUGGUCACGAACUGUGCCACCACAGUAGAUUUUUUUUUCGAGAAUGUUUUCUAGUAU
This is a messenger RNA of Sycon ciliatum, 1775 nucleotides long. RefSeq names its product iron-sulfur cluster transfer protein NUBPL-like. Gene Ontology annotation, cellular component: mitochondrion. The transcript is spliced from 11 exons. The record is from RefSeq and is a predicted model, not a curated record. Gene Ontology annotation, molecular function: 4 iron, 4 sulfur cluster binding; ATP binding; ATP-dependent FeS chaperone activity. Gene Ontology annotation, biological process: iron-sulfur cluster assembly; mitochondrial respiratory chain complex I assembly. Lineage: Eukaryota; Metazoa; Porifera; Calcarea; Leucosolenida; Sycettidae. Bases 205 to 1287 code for a protein of 360 amino acids.